Messenger RNA from Candoia aspera, 7352 nucleotides. It is a transcript of the gene WWTR1, whose product is annotated as WW domain containing transcription regulator 1. The record is from RefSeq and is a predicted model, not a curated record. NCBI's taxonomy places the organism in Eukaryota, Metazoa, Chordata, Lepidosauria, Squamata, Candoiidae. Gene Ontology annotation, molecular function: transcription coactivator activity; protein binding. The coding region runs from base 917 to 2116 and encodes 399 amino acids. Gene Ontology annotation, biological process: hippo signaling; positive regulation of transcription by RNA polymerase II. Gene Ontology annotation, cellular component: cytoplasm; nucleus. The transcript has 6 exons.
UGUAAUCGGACUGCUCCUAGACGCUGAGCUCAUGAAUAAUGCAGCUGCCAAACUUUCUGCGCCGCCCUAACUCUGAGAGUUUUGGGUAAGUUUGUUUAGUAUAGUCGAUCGCGCAGCCGCCACGGUGGAAGUACUCAGCCCUUCAACGUCUACAGGAUGGGUAUGUAAAAGAGAAAAGGGACCAACUGCCCUCCGUCCCGCAAGGCUCGCUUCUUUGUCCAUCCUUUAAGACAGACAUAUAAUGAUAGAAACUCUUUGAGCUUGGCCGCCCUCUGCAUGCGCGAGGGGCGAAGAAGACGUCAGGCCUGCAGCAGAGCGCGGCUGAGAUUUCAGGAGAGCGCGGCGUUCUAAAUCCGAGCGUUCGCCUCUCGGUGUUCCAAGUCGGAACGGCCAUCCCGCGGGAUCCCCCUUGCUUCGAAUCCCAGGCCCUCCUUGGAAUUCCUCCCUUCCUUUCGUGACAGCCGCGGGAGAAGAUCUCGCUCCUUCGUCCUUUAAAGGAGCUGUUUUCUUAAGGGGGAGUUGUAGCAGAUCUCCGAAGUUCUGAGGGGGAGGGGGGAGUUGCAUAACUUUCCUUCGGGGCUUGACUUGGAUUUGCUUCAACUGCUCUUGGAGAUUCUGCGAGAUAAAGAUACUCUUUGGGGAGGGAGGGGAUAACUGCCUUGGAUUUUCUGCUUGAGGCCUUUCGAAGACGAGGGGGAGAAAGGUCGAGAGAGCUUUGCUUUGGAAACUUAUUUGCCGCAAACCGAUUCCAGCUACAGGAACCUGGUCUCGGAGCGAGGGAGGCUGGAAGUCUGCGAGACAACUUUAGAAAGCGAAAUCCUGGCCUGCCGGCUCUGAUCCAUUCCUGCUUCUAGACACCUUCCUCUCUCCCUUUGCGAGGUCUUGCGGUAAACUUUUGUGGCUCAAGGUAGGAGAAAUGAAUCCUGCUGCCGUCCCUCCCCCGCCGGGGCAGCAAGUGAUCCAUGUCACCCAGGAUCUGGACACUGAUCUAGAGGCUCUCUUCAACUCAGUCAUGAACCCUAAGCCCAGUUCGUGGAGAAAAAAGAUCCUGCCCGAAUCUUUUUUUAAGGAGCCCGAUUCGGGAUCCCACUCCCGCCAAUCCAGUACCGACUCGGGCAGUCACCCUCCCCGGCUUAGCAACGCCGCCGUCGGGGUCCACCACGUCCGCUCUCACUCUUCGCCAGCUUCCCUGCAGCUGGGCACCGGGACUGGAGCCACCCCGACUCCGGCUCAACAGCAUGCCCACCUCCGCCAGCAGUCCUACGACGUGACGGAUGAGCUGCCGCUUCCUCCCGGCUGGGAGAUGGCGCUCACGCACACGGGUCAGAGAUACUUCCUCAACCAUAUAGAGAAAAUUACAACUUGGCAAGAUCCUCGAAAGACUAUGACCCAGCCAUUGAAUCAUAUGAGCCAUCAUCCUUCAGCCACUUCCACCCCAGUAUCACAGCGAUCAAUGGCUAUGUCGCAACCCAACCUUGUAAUGAAUCACCAGCACCAGCCACAGAUGACACCAACUACAACUAUAGCUCAGCAGAACCACCCUCCCCCAAACCCUCAAGCAGCCUUAUUGAACAUGCCGAAUGCAUUGACUUCUCAGCAACAGCAGCAGCAGAAGCUGAGGCUUCAGAGGAUCCAAAUGGAGAGAGAGAGAAUUCGCAUGCGUCAGGAGGAACUCAUGCGUCAGGAAGCUGAUUUGUACAGACAACUUCCCAUGGAAUCUGAGAACCUUGCCCCAGUUCAGACUGCUGUGAGCACACCUAACAUGACACAGGACAUGAGAUCCAUUACAAAUAAUGGGUCAGAUCCCUUCCUGAACAGUGGGCCAUACCAUUCCAGGGAGCAGAGCACAGACAGUGGCCUAGGCUUAGGAUGUUACAGCAUACCAACUACACCUGAAGACUUCCUCAGCAAUGUAGAUGAGAUGGACACAGGAGAUAAUGUAGCACAGACUCCCAUGAAUAUCAACUCCCAACAGACCCGCUUUCCUGACUUCCUUGACUGUCUUCCAGGAACAAAUGUUGACCUUGGGACAUUAGAGUCCGAAGACCUGAUCCCCAUUCUUAGUGAUGUGGAAUCAGUCCUCAACAAAAACGAACCUUUUCUCACCUGGUUGUAACUGAUAACCCAACAUUUCCUUUCCCUCUAGAAUUUAAGGCCAAGCGUCCUCAAGCCCCUCAGGUAACCAGCCUAAUCCUUUGCUGACUUUUCCAGCCCCUUUGUAUGUCAGUGAAUCUUGAUUGGGAUUUCAUUGACUAUAACUUACGUUUGAAAUAUAUAUGAACUCAAUAUACACACAUACACCUAUUUUUAAGGAGUAGAAUUACUUAUAGAUAUAAAUGUAAGUUUUCAUAGAUGUGUUUUGAGGACACAAAGGGGGUUUUUUUGUACCACGUCUGAACUUAACAGUCAUCAGUAACACACAGUUAAGUGUGUAAUUAAGGAAAAGAAAGAGUGGUGACUGUAAGAAGCUAUAGACUGAAGAAAUUAGCUUGGUUCUGAAAACCUAGCACACAGUCAGAUACAGCUCUAUGAUAAUAUUUAAUGGUCAUUGCACCAAAUGCUUGUUAUUUACAUGAGUUUUAAAAAUCAUUAUUUUAAAUAAAUUGACAUUGUAGGGAAAACAGCAUUUUUCUUUUUAAUUCCAAGUCAGCCACAGAGCAACUUUUUAAAAACUUGCAAAGCACAAACAGUACUAUUGGGACUUUUUCAGUUGCUCUAUGGUUUCUAGUAAGCAGUACUUUCAAUAAAAGUGAAAUGUUUUAGCUAUUGUUUUUUACGCUACCACUGCAUUAUAAAAUCAACCAGGUUGGUACUAAUUGCUGCCAUUUUAAAACUAUAUAGAAAACAACAAAUGCAAUUAUACAUGUUACAUUUUUUUUAAAAUUUCAUUUUAAAGAAGUACACUUUAUAUGUAGCUGUUUAAAAGACUAUGUUACAGUGAAUCAUAGAAACAAUAAACUUUGUUGUGUCACAUACAAACUGAACAAAUAACUAGCAAAACACAAUUUCAGAAUUCUGGACAAAAGUGUCACAUUAUUGAAUGCAGUAACAAUUUUGUAGAACCUCAUAUUUUUUCUUUUUAAUAAUAAUGCAUUUUGUUGAUCAAACUUUACAAGCUAGAAAUAAAAGCUUCACUUUAUUAUCAGUUAGGUGAAAGCCAACAUCUCUUUGUCAGUGUGGCAAAGGUGCUUAACUUCUUAGCCACUUGCUUCUUACUUCUGGCAUAUGGGACAAAGCCUAUAGUUGGUGUACUCCUAGCUAUAUUCAUAUAAAGAUUAUUAAAUAGCUGAUAUUUGGGACUGAGAAUGCAUCAAGGACUUCAAGUGCUCACUUUCCCUGAAAUGCAAAUGACGUCCUGAGAUUCUUAAGUAUUUUAAAUUGUUUUUAUUUAUAAUCUAUGAACAUUAAGCUUUUUUUAUUGAAAGAAUCAUCUUUUUAUGGAAGGCAUUAUAAUUAAUAUAAGCCUCUUAAUCAGUGAUAUGCAGAGCAAACAAAGAGGUGAAGCACACUGCUAUGCUUCAGGCAUAAUGAUAAACGCUAAUUACCAUAUUACAGAACUGGGCAGUAGACUGGGUUAUAUGCCCCUUAUUUUCCAACUUGGCGAAGAAAAGGCAGGUGAAAUGGAAGUUAGAUUGAAGUCAGUAAGUUAGGUUGAAGAAUGGCUAUGGAGAGAAUGCAGAUAGCAGUGCUGGAGUAUUACAAAGUCAAUUCUGGGGAUUACCCCAGUGGAUCAAUUAAAUGUCAGUGAACACUAUUUUGUGGGAGAAUUGUUUGCUUGAAGGUGUUUGUUCUGAAUGCACCAGGCUAGUUUUCUUUUUACAGCUCUUUAAUCAUGAGUGAUAGAAAAAAGCAAAGUUCAAUAUUUGUGAAUUUCAAUAUUUGACCCAGAAAAUAUUUUGUCUUUGUUUUAUAAGGGAAGGGGUGGGUGGGUAGGCAGACAUAAGUAAGUAGAUUAGUUUGUUCUAGCAGAUUCUUGCACCUACUAGAAAAUAAUUUCCAUCAAUGGGCAUUCUUUCCCUUUUAUUUUAAAGGACUUUUUUUUUCCUUUUGCUUGCUCACUUAACAUAUAGGAUUAAUCAUUAAGAGAGCAAGAUAUUUGUCUUUAAGCAAUGUUAUUGCAUGUUUCCACUAUUUAGAGAUUAUCAGCCUUAAUAUGAAAACCAGACACUCCUAAGAUGUUUACUAUUUUAGCUAUGUGAACAAGUUUCUUCUUUCUUGAUUUUUUUCUUACCUGCUUAGAAAAACAGGAAGUUAUUAAAGGCAGAUCCAAAUCUCACUUUGUUGCAUGGUCAGUGUUUUUGUGUUCACUGGCAAGCUGCAGAAACACUGCCAUAAAUCACUCAGCAUCAGACCACUUGACAAUUUCUGGACUUCUGUAGAUUUACAGAUUUAUGACAUUCAUAGUAAUAUUUGCUGUGACAGACUGGGCUCCUAGCUGGAGUAAAUUGGCAAUAGAUAGCUUUCUUAUUCCAGGUGGAAUAAAUCUAGCAAGACAGCUCACUUAGUCUAAAGAAGGAUCAGAUCAAAUACAUUUAUAUUUGAAUUACCAGUUCCAACAUGUUUGUGGCCAAGAUUGUCUUCCAGUUUAUACAACCAAAAAUGUCCACCAAAAGAAUUCUUCCAAGUUGUGUACGUGAUAUAAUUUCCCCCCUUCUAAAUGUUUUUCAGGAGGUAGUCUGCAUGAAUUGGAAUUACUUCCAUUUAAAGUAGAAGUGGUUUAGAGAAGGAACCAAACUUCACCCAAGGCCCCAACUGAGUCUAGGAGAGAGUUUGGAGCAGAAAGGAGAAUAUUGUCUUAGUCCAAUAUGAUACCAAAGAUUGGCAGGGAAGCAAAAUUCAACCCUUAGACCAGGGAUUUCAGACAUUUUCUGGCUCCAGAACCUGUUAAUUAAAAAAAAAUCCCAGAACCCCUAAUCAAGAGACACUAGUAAUAGAUUAUUUGAGAGUUUCUGAGGGUGGGGUGGGAUUUGCCCAUAGUAUCUUAUGGAACUCUGUCAUACCUUCAUGGAACGCUAGGGUUCCACAAAACACAGUUUGAAAAACCCUCUGCCAAGAAAAUGUUGCGAAAGCAGUGUCCCCCCAAAGGGUUAGACAUGACUCGGUGCUUGCACAGGGGACUUUUCACCUUUCACCACUCCAGAGAACUGCAGCAAACCUCAUUUAGAACCAGCAGAUGGGAAAAUGUAUUUUUCCAUUCACUGAAGCUUGCAAUAGCUGGCCUGCAAAAAUCCAAAUGAUCAUUAAAUGACAGCAAGGAGAUACAGAAAACACUAUUUUUUGCUGCCAUUUAGUGAUCUAGAGUUAGAUUUUUGCAGUCUAAAUCUAAUAAUGCUAUACUUUUUAUAAGUAGAAGAGGCAAUUCUGUGUAUACUUUCUCCUUUGAAGAGAUCACUAGGGAUGCUGAUUAUUGGCAUCCCUGUGGUAACUCUGGAAUUGAAGUACAUAAAUAAGAAGUGAAUGUGGAAGACUUGUGAGAAAAUGAUAUUGUUGUUCUUUUUUUUUCUAUUCCUCACCAUGCUGAAGGUAAAUGGUGCAAACAUAGGGCUACCAGAACAAUGCUUGAAAAAAUUGGAUGACCACUAGAUGCCAGCAAAAGAACUACCAUUUUCUGUAUCUUUUGUAUCUAGUGGAUUUUUGGAGCCCAGAUCUGCUAAAUAAAAAUAAUGCUUAACCAUUCUAUGGUGAAAAAAAGCUGCAUUGUUACUAGCAAUAUGCUUGAUCUAAGUUUGCAGCCCUCAGUGCAAUUACCUAGUUCUAAGACCUGCUCAGUGGGAAUACCUUCCAAAUAGGUGUGCAUAAGUAUUUUGACUGGCAAGUUCAGAGCCCUGCAAGUCUUUUGGGAUUAUGACUCCCAGAAUUCAGUCCCAUGUGACCAGUGAAAUUCUGGGAGUGGCAGAUCUAGGCCAUAUAGAAGGCAGUAGGUGAGGGUAAGGCUGGUUUAGAACUAUAGUGUAAUAAAGAUAAAUUGAAUAGGUUAACCUAUGAAGGUUUCAUACAACUGAUGAAAAAAAGUCAGCAUUAGAACAAAAGGAGCUAAUAUUGUUUUGUUUUGUUUUAACUGCCAGAACUGUUAUUUUUAAGGAGUGAAGCAUCUAGUAGUAGAGAUUGGGGGCGGGGUGGGGGGAGGUCCCAAUAGUCGCAAAAAUGGAGAAGACUGAAUGAGACAGAACUUUGAUUGUUUUGCAAAGCCCUCUUUUUGUUAUUUUAGGGUUGCUUUGCAAACAGUUAUUACUGAUCUAAUAGUUAUUCACAAAAUUUCAGUGCAAGACUAUGAUUUGUGGCAUUUAGUUACUUCAUUUUUUACAUUAAGUGACUUCUGUCAACCAUGAAAAAUGUAGUAGUAGAGCAGUCAUACUGCCGAUCAAGGAUUUUGAGCUUGGGAAAGGCACACUUAAAUCCCUAUUAUAUACAAGUUAUGGGAUAUUGGUAGCAACUCGUUAUCUUGAGUCAGGGGAAUAUUUGAGGUCAUUGUUUUUCAAACGGAGUUCUUGGGAAUUCUGAAGUUUCUUAGAACUAUAUUAAAAAUCCCAAUCUAACUACAAAUUAACUUUCAUUAAAGUGAACUUGCCUCCUAAUGUGCAGUGAGAAAAGCUGGCAUGGUGUCUAGUGACUAUUACUGAACUAAGAUUCAGUAGACUCAGAUCCAGGUUCUUGUUUUGUUACCUGUCCUACGUCACACGUUUGUUAUGAGAGUAAAGGAAAGUGCCAUAUAUGCUACCAUGAAGUCCAUGGCAAAAAGAUGGGAUUAAAAAUGUAAUAGAAUAAGGAAACCUUUCGUGCUGCAACAGAUAUUGUAGUAUUGGUUGAAUUACAGAGUUCGUUUUAAGCUCAUGAAAGGGAAAAGUGAGAUCCAACAGGCCUGGCCAAAGCCUUGUGUUAACAGUGUGUGCACUUGAAAAUUAUUCCUCUAAACCACUGGAAGGAGUUAAUAUGCCAAGUGCAAAAGGAUUCCCUGAAGGCAGAUGUUUGAAAACUGCUGUAUUGGAAGUGAAACUGAUUGAAAAUAAAGCAUUGGAAAAGCAAAGGCUUUUUUUUUUAAAGAGUUGGAGAAUUUACAUACCUGUUUUCAGGAAUGGAAAUGGAUGGUAAAACAAAUAUUUCUGUUUUCCUAAUACACUACAUUCAUUUAUGUGCUAAUACUUUAAUACUUUUUUUAUUUACAUCAAUUUGUUAUGCUAUAUGCCAUCUUGUGUGAGCAUUUGUUUUCAGUGUAGAAUAAUUUGCAUACAUAUGUGUAUGCUUGAAAAUCAGUCAGAACAAACAGUUAUAUCCAGAGUUUGUUUCUUUUUUAAAAAACAAAGUAUUUCUUUAUUAUUGUACAAGAAAAAUAAAUAAAUAGAAAUUGAUUUAAA